AUGCGUUUUUCCGCGACCUUCGCCGCGGCGGCGGCAGCCUCGUUCGCCAGCACGGCGCUGGGGUGCGCCGAGGAGGGCCACAGCUGCUACGGGCCGCAGAACGACGUCGUCCUCACGCGCAAGGUCAAGCGCAUGCAGCCCGAGUCCAGCAACGCGACCAGCGGGCCGCGGGCGCCGCUCGAAUGGGGCCAGCUCAACUUCCUGCACACGACCGACACGCACGGCUGGCUGGAGGGCCAUCUGAAGGAGCAGAACUACGGCGCCGACUGGGGCGACUACGUUUCGUUCACGACGGCCAUGAAGGCGAAGGCCCGGGAGCUGGGGGUGGACUUGCUGCUCGUGGACACUGGUGACUUGCACGACGGCGCUGGUCUCUCGGAUGCCACGGACCCGAACGGGUUGAUCUCGAAUCCUAUUUGGGAGAACAUCGACUACGAUCUGCUCGCCAUUGGCAACCACGAGCUCUAUGUCACCGAGAUUGCUUACGAGCAUUUCAACCAAUUCGCCAAGGUGUACGGCGACCGCUAUGUCACGUCCAACGUUCAGAUUGUCAACCCUUCGACCGGCGAGUUUGAAUAUAUCGGCCACCAGUACCGCUAUUUCACCACCGAGCAAGGCCUCCGCAUCAUGGCAUUUGGCGUUCUGUUCGACUUUGGCGGAAACUCGAACGUCUCCAAGGUGAUCAAGGCUGCCGACCUUGUCCAGGAGUCGUGGUUCCAAGACGCCGUGAAGCACGAGGGCGUCGACAUGUUCGUCCUCUUCGGCCACAACGCCGCCCGCCCGACCGACUCGACCAGCACCAUGGGCACCGUGUACAGCGCCAUCCGCAAUGCCCGCCCCGACAUCCCCAUCCAGAUCUUCGGCGGCCACACGCACAUCCGUGACUUCGCCGUCUACGACAACAAGGCCACCGGCCUCGAGUCGGGCCGCUACUGCGAGACGCUCGGCUGGCUGUCCAUCACCGGCAUCCAAGGCCAGGGCAACAGCACCUACAAGGCCGUCCAGCCCGCCGGCCUCCCAGCGCCCACGCGGCCCGCCGUCUCCGUCAACGCCACGGCCGACAACAGCACCCUCCCGACGUCCGACACGCCGUCCACCCUCCGCUACUCCCGCCGCUACCUCGACUGGAACCGGUGGACCUUCGCGUACCACGCGACGGGCAGCCAGAACAAGCCGUUCGACACGCAGCACGGCAAAGCCGUCACCGCGACCAUCACGGGCGCGCGCACGCAGCUCAACCUCAGCAGCGUCAUCGGCUGCGCGCCGCAAACCUGGUGCAUCGACUGCAAGCCCUUCAACGACGCCGGCAACAUCUACACUUUGCUCCGCGAGGCCAUCGCCACCGUCCUCGUCAACGAGACGCGCAAAGACGUGCCGCGCCUGCUGUUCAUCAACACGGGCAGCGUGCGCUUCGACCUCGUCCAGGGCCCCUUCACCUACGACGACUCGUUCAUCGUCUCGCCGUUUACCAACACCAUCCGCUUCGUCCCCGACGUGCCGUACGAGUACGCGUCGCAGGUCCUCGACAUCAUGAACGCCGGGCCCUACCAGAAGCGCUCGCUCGACCUGUCUCCCGACCCGCAGCUCUCCCGUCGCAGCUUGGGAUUCAGCGCGCUCACGCCCUCGCUGCCCGACACGGACGCCUGCGUCGACCCGCCCAUCUCGCGCUCACACGAGCUGCGCGGCCGCUCGUUCCAGGGCGGCCGCCUGCUGCGCCGCCAGGAAGUCGCGACGCCGGGCUACGUCACGUCCGAUGAUUUUGGGACUGACGGCGACGACACGCCGCACACGGCUAUCCCGGCGUACGACCUGCCCAUCGACGUGCAGGCCAACGCGUCGUUCCCGGCCGACGGCAGCACGCCGGAGAAGGUGGACGUCGUGUAUCUCGACUUCAUCGAGGAUUACGUCAUCGCGGCGCUGAAUGAGGCGGGCGGGAACUUCUCGACGGAUGAUACGGAUGGGUAUAUGCCCGAGAGCUUUACGAGUAAUAUGUAUUUGCCUGAGUAUGCCAAGGUGGCGUGGCAGGCGAAUGUGGAUGAUUGUCCGGUCGGGGAGGGGGUGGGGUUUGAUAAGAGGAGGUAG
Lasiodiplodia theobromae is the source of this 2082-nucleotide messenger RNA. RefSeq names its product Ser thr protein phosphatase protein. Gene Ontology annotation, cellular component: cytosol. Lineage: Eukaryota; Fungi; Ascomycota; Dothideomycetes; Botryosphaeriales; Botryosphaeriaceae. The record is from RefSeq and is a predicted model, not a curated record. Gene Ontology annotation, biological process: nucleotide catabolic process. The coding region runs from base 1 to 2082 and encodes 693 amino acids. Gene Ontology annotation, molecular function: hydrolase activity. The transcript is spliced from 3 exons.